Messenger RNA from Emiliania huxleyi CCMP1516, 531 nucleotides. RefSeq lists its product as hypothetical. Lineage: Eukaryota; Haptophyta; Isochrysidales; Noelaerhabdaceae. The record is from RefSeq and is a predicted model, not a curated record. The transcript is spliced from 3 exons. Bases 1 to 531 code for a protein of 176 amino acids. Gene Ontology annotation, molecular function: ubiquitin-protein transferase activity. Gene Ontology annotation, biological process: protein ubiquitination.
AUGCUGGCCGGCAUCGGAGGAGGGCUAAACGGGAUGAUGCUGGGAUCCUCGUCCGGGUCCGGGCCGACCCGCGAGCGGGCGAUGGGCUUGAGACGGGACACCAUUGCUGCUUCCGGCAACGGUUACAUACAGGAGCCCGAGGAUGAGGCAGCGCUGGCGACGGGAGAGGAGGCGGAGUUGGCGGCGGCGCUCGAGGAGAGCGCGAGGCUGGUGGAGGAGAGGCGGGCGGCGGAGGAGCAAGGGUCGUCCUCUUUGGCUGCAGAGUCGCCGGCUCCGAGGGAGGAGGAGCCGCCGGCCGACUUCAUCUGCCCGAUCACGACCGAGCUCAUGAGCGACCCGGUGCUGGCGGCGGACGGGCAUGCCUAUGAGCGGUCGGCGAUCGAGCGCUGGCUCGCGACCAAGUCGACGAGCCCGAUGACGGGCGAGGAGCUCGAGCUCACUCGGCUCUUCCCCAGUCACAUCCUGCGCCGUCAGAUUCGAGAGUGGCGAGAGGCGCAUCCAGGGCGGGUCGAGGCGCCAUCCGAUGAAUGA